AUGAAGUUUCAGCCGUUGUACUUUGGCUCCCUAGAUGCUAGGACCAUUCAGUACAAGUAUGCAAUCUACAAACUCCAAAGACUUGUUCAGGCCAUAAGUGAGCUUCUUAACCGUGUGGAAACGUCCAGUGGAGAGAUUGAGCAUGUUGUCUUAGUUCACUACAUCGUGCACUUGUCCAGCACGCUCUUUGCAAUUAAUGAGCAGAAGUUUGGGCCGAGGCUCGCGGCGCUAGAGAACUUCAAGCCGGUGAAAACCACCGCCAUAGCUAUAUCACCCACUGUGACCCAUGUGCCUUACGACUUCAAGGACGUGGAGGUGACGCCAUUAUCAGAGAUGCCACUGCCUGACUCAACAAUACAAGCGUUGAAAAGCUUGCGUUAUACCGCUGAGAAUUGCUUGGAGGGUUAUCGGAAACGGUUGACAAAUGCUGAAGGAGAGAUAGGCAAUGAAAACUUCUGUGACGACCUUGACAAGUUGAUAGCGUCGAUGAUGAAUCCUGCUGUUGAUAUCGACAUCUCUCUUCAAUUAGCGGAGAUGCCUAUACCUGCUUUUAAUUUUCCUUUAGAUAAAGAAUACAGCGAGAGCUCAGAUGGUAUGGAGGCUCUGCUCAUAGAUAUGGACCUUCACGUCUUGUUUGUUCUCACAAAGCUGAUUCUGCUGAUCAUAAAGAGUCAUAAAGUGCCACAGAAUAAGUUUAAAGAGCUAAAAGCGGCGUCCAAACAAAAUCAAGAGGCUCUUCUUAGAGCCAUGCCACAGUCUGGGUACGCACUUCAUAGAGUGUUAGUGUGGGCCCUUCGACUCAAUGAUUUGUACUCAAUUGUUCGUCGGUUUGGUCGUCAAAUUUACCUUUCCAAUUAUCAGCACUUGCAUGACCCCAAGUUCCUUUCACACAUGCCUAACGUGAACGCAUUUAAGACCCAAAUCUUGAAAAGCGUAGAUGAGCUAUUCACAACGGCUAAGAAGAAUGGUGUGCUAGUUGCAACUAUAACGAGAUUUAUUCGUCUAAGUACAAGGGUAGAAAUAACAGUCAAGCUAAUUAUUGAGUUUUUUGGUUUUAUCGGCCAGAGCUUCACGUUGGUUGAAAAUCUUGCAAAAGCACUUGACAGCUUGGGAAAAUCGUGGCUAGCAUGCGAACUCAAUUUCAGGGUUGCUUACGGGCUACCCAAAAAGAACCUUUCAUUAAUAAAUGAUUAUCUUGAGAGGGAGAAAUUGGAGUUGUUGAGAAAACAGAACGAGAAAAACCUCAAGGACCUUGCUUUGCAAAAGGAAAGAGCAAAUCUGGCAGCAGUUUCGCCUCCACCGAAGCAAAAGGCUACGGAACGUAUGAAAAACUUAAUGGCCCAAGCGGAAAGGCAAGAGUCUGCCAAGCCUGAGCUGUCAAAGUCUCAACCUCCUCGGCCUGCACUGCCAUUGAAGAACUUACGUACCAAAACUUCUAGCCCGGUACUAAGACCAGCACACAGUGCCACUAGAGCAUCGUCUCUAAACAGUGCUAACAUACCGAACGUUAGAGCUUUUAAUGGUACUGUUGGGAAGAGACCCUCGAGCCAAUUAUUUGAGACAGCGUCUAUCAAUUCGGUGGACUGUGCUACGCAAGGCUCCGGUGACACGGUCGACAAAAAUGCUGCGGUGAACACCACAGCUUCUGGUAGAAGGAGAUCGAACUCUCUGCCAAUAUCUUUCAACGCGGCAGCGGCAGCAUUGGCUACGAAUCAUAAUCAAGCGGACGUGAGCAAGGAAUCCAAGACCAGCCUUCGAUCACCUACCGGAAGCAUUCGCAGGGCAGCAAACUUCUCUCGACAGAGCAAUGCUCCUAAUGUCACUUCACCGCUUGCAUCAAAAACGGUGAAAUUGACGACACUUGAAGAAUCAUCAGAGCCAGAGUCUGCUGUUCAAAAGUUAACAGCUCAACAGAAGUUUGCGCUUCAUCUUAAGGAGGCAAGCAAGAACGGUCUUAUUCACUCACAACAAAGGGAAUCGCUUAGUAGUGUCGUCUUUGAUCCGAACAAUCCAAGCGCUACGAAGAUUUACAGGCCAGCUGAAACAACUAAAAGCCCGCCACUUGCCAAUGAUAGUGCCCCUCGUGAUGAUGGGGCCCCAACAAGAGCGCAAGUCACCAAACAGAAUACACAGAGGAAUAGCAUGGUCAUCAAAGACUCUGCUAUGCUUGAAGUGAAGCCUCGGGAAAGUGCCGAGUCUACCACCUCUACUCCUAACACGGUACUCUCUAAUACCCCUACAAGGGACUCGGCGUCGAGCGCUGAGGGCGGAGUUGUUAUUAAGAAAGUUCGUUUUACAGGAGUCCCUGAGUACUCUCCUGAGGAAGAUGCACCCACCCGCUAUUCUCGUAAACUCAUGAAGAAUUUUGCAAUAUUCAAGCAGCCGCUCAUGUCCAGUCGCCAUUCCCUGCUCAAGAGCAAGGACAGCAUGUUAAAGAAGGAAGAAAGUUUUCUUUUAAAGCAACAGCAGGCUAGCCCAAGAUAG
Messenger RNA from Candidozyma auris, 2484 nucleotides. Its product is annotated as protein phosphatase regulator GIP4. NCBI's taxonomy places the organism in Eukaryota, Fungi, Ascomycota, Pichiomycetes, Serinales, Metschnikowiaceae. Gene Ontology annotation, molecular function: protein phosphatase regulator activity; protein phosphatase 1 binding. Gene Ontology annotation, cellular component: cytoplasm. Bases 1 to 2484 code for a protein of 827 amino acids. The transcript has a single exon. The record is from RefSeq and is a predicted model, not a curated record.